This is a messenger RNA of Anopheles stephensi (Asian malaria mosquito), 962 nucleotides long. Its product is annotated as caspase-like. The coding region runs from base 132 to 884 and encodes 250 amino acids. Gene Ontology annotation, molecular function: cysteine-type endopeptidase activity. The record is from RefSeq and is a predicted model, not a curated record. NCBI's taxonomy places the organism in Eukaryota, Metazoa, Arthropoda, Insecta, Diptera, Culicidae. The transcript has a single exon. Gene Ontology annotation, biological process: proteolysis.
UAAAUGCAGUUCAGAAUCUAUUAUCAGCGCACUAUCUACACUAAUCUUAUCAUACCAAACAUUCACGGAAACCUGUCCCUUAAAAGACAGCGCUCAAAAGUUGUGGAAGCUCACAUUACAGCCGACCGCGUAUGUUGAUAGUGUUUGUCCCAAAAAUGGACCAACUGGUGCUCCAGGUUUACAACACGAACCAUCUUUCCCGUGGAACGGCGUUGAUCAUUGCUGAUCAACAGGACCGGCCAGGAUCCGAAAAGGAUCUGGCAGCUGUGGUGGACGUUUUCAAGGGACUAAAAUUUAAGUUGCGAAUGUGCGUCGAUAAAACAAUACAGCAGCUAAGAACCCUGCUCAGUACGGUUGCCAGUGAGGAUCACAAGGACAGUGACUGUCUGCUGCUGGUGGCGAUGGGCCACGGAAGUAAGGAUAAACUCAGAAUCCAAGGACGUGAAAUUUACAUCGAAGAUCUGUGGAUCGAUUUUAUCGGAAGCAAUUGCCCGUCCUUAAUCGGAAAGCCAAAGCUCGUCUUCAUUCAAUGCUGCAGAGGCACAGAUCAUGACACUGGAGCUCGCGUCGUCCAAACGGAUGCCACACUGAACGUAGCAGAAGCGGUAAAUGUUUGCGUACCUAUGCAUGCCGAUCUGCUGGUGAUGUACUCGUCGGUCGAAAAUCACGUGUCGUACCGCAGCGAGGAGGAAGGUAGUUGGUUCAUAAAGUACCUGUGCCAAGUGUUACGCAGCAAUAUUGCUGAAACAGACUUACUUUCGUUGUUAACGCACGUGUCGUAUCUGGUGGCAUGCCGUUCGACACCGUCGAACAAAGGACCUUUGAAACAAAUGCCUGUUAUCCAUUCAAUGUUAUCGAAACAAUUUUACCUGGUGCCCAAGUAGCUUUAUUAUGCUUUAUUGUUUAAGAGCCACAAGGUUAGAAAAUGAAUAAACCGGAUUGAAUAUCCUCUCACCCCCGUC